AUGGGUCUCGUCAACCGCCCGAACAAGGUGCCCCAGUUCCAGCGCCAAUACCAGGCGGCCUACCGGGCGCACACACGCCUUUGGAUGAUCAACCCCCGCAGCAAAUACCUGUGGUAUCCGUAUCAGCUCAUCUUGUGGGGGGGCUUCGCUGCUUCCAUGUACGGCAUGGGCCGCAAAAUCUACGGAAAGAACACUUGGUUCAGCGACUAA
Messenger RNA from Dichotomopilus funicola, 210 nucleotides. RefSeq lists its product as uncharacterized. The transcript has 4 exons. The coding region runs from base 1 to 210 and encodes 69 amino acids. NCBI's taxonomy places the organism in Eukaryota, Fungi, Ascomycota, Sordariomycetes, Sordariales, Chaetomiaceae. The record is from RefSeq and is a predicted model, not a curated record.